Messenger RNA from Macrobrachium nipponense, 4626 nucleotides. Its product is annotated as GTP-binding protein Rhes-like. The coding region runs from base 682 to 1752 and encodes 356 amino acids. Lineage: Eukaryota; Metazoa; Arthropoda; Malacostraca; Decapoda; Palaemonidae. Gene Ontology annotation, molecular function: G-protein beta-subunit binding; GTPase activity; GTP binding. The record is from RefSeq and is a predicted model, not a curated record. The transcript is spliced from 6 exons. Gene Ontology annotation, biological process: signal transduction.
CUUCUGAAUUUUCGAGGAGGCCAGCGCCAGGCAGUGCCGCUAGUCAGUCAGUUUGAUCGCGGCAGGCGAGAGGAGAAGGUCGGGAAAUCGCGUCUCUCCGCUUCCGUCUCUCACUUGGCUGGCCCUAUACUACGUUUGUGGUUUCAAAAGUUCGAUACGAAAGAUUCGUUUGAAUAAACACGUGUGGAAACAUUUACACACGCGAGUGAAUAGACUAUUUUUAUCUUUAUUUUUUUUAAACUAGUGUUCAGUUGCUAACAAGUUGGCGUGCGAAUCUUACUUAAUAAUUGAAAGUUUAAACUGAUUUGCAUAAAUUAUAUUUCUCUCUCACUCUAUUCCGUCAAGAGGAAAUUCGGUGGUAUUUGUAAUAUAUUUUGCAGAUUUCAACGGCACGACGUAGAUACAUUUUUUGUCUGCAGUUAUCUGAAGGAACCAUGAGAGAUGUCAUGAAGAAGACGAAGUCGAAGAGGAAGGCAAUCAAUAUAGAGAGUAUAGCAAAAUCCUUCCAGAUAUCCAGAGCCCUUAACCUCCUCCAUUAUGAUUCCGAAAAGUAGACACGAUCGUUCCAGCAAACGAUGACUCCACCCAAGAGAACAGACUAAGACGUGAAUUUUCAAAACAAAACGACAGAAACUCCCACUAUGAAUACCGAAACACGAUACUAAAGCGAGACCAACAGCCAUGUCUACCCAAAACAAAUGGGAAACGAUUCCAGAGGGUGAUGCCCCCGAGAGCCCCAACCCCAACAUGAUCUCCGAAGUCGAGGAGGUGAGCACGCCCACCUGCGAGGUGGACGAAGGAGCAGCCUGCAACGGCUUCUGCAGGUCCAACAGCACCAAGGGCGACAGCAGCGGCGCGGGCGAGAGUGCCACCGAAGAUGGCACCAAAGUUCCAGCGCCCUCGUCACUGCCGGUGGUGCCCAACAAAAAUAUGAAGCCUCCGGCCAAGAACUGCUUCAGGCUGGUCGUCCUGGGAUCUUCCAGAGUCGGGAAGACCUCUUUGGUCUCCAGAUUCCUGACCAACAAGUUUGAGGACACCUACACGCCGACCAUAGAGGACUUCCACAGGAAACUGUACAGGAUACGCGGGGACGUCUACCAGCUCGACAUUCUAGACACAUCGGGAAACCAUCCCUUUCCCGCCAUGAGGAGGCUGUCCUUUCUAACAGGUGACCUUUUCGUCCUGGUCUUCUCCUGGGACUCGAGAGACUCCUGGCAAGAGGUCAUGCGUCUUCGGGAACAGAUAUUGGAGACCAAGCAAUCGGCUUCAGCUAGUUCGACGGGCAGCAGGAAGAAGAGAGGAGCCCCCAGGGUGCCAAUGGUCAUCGCGGGCAACAAGUGUGACAGAGAGCAAAGAGGCGUGACGUGCGAGGAGGUCCAAGAGUUCGUCUCGUCCCUCAGCUGCUGUGGAUACGUCGACACCUCGGCCAAGAAGGAGUACAACGUCGACAAGCUCUUCUACGAGCUGUUCGUCCUGGCCAACCUGCCCAUGGAAAUGUCGCCCGCCCUUCACAAGAGGGUCUGCCCCUGCCAGCCUCAACAAGAAGCCAUCGGCAGCGGGUCGCGGCACAGAGGCCUCUCCAUCAGGAGGAGACUGAGCGAGGCCUACGGCAUGGUGGCCCCCAACGUCCGCAGGCCGUCUAUUCGGACGGACCUCCUCAUCCUGAGAGCCAAGACCAGCCUCCACCUCACGGGCAUCGACGCCUUCACCGACAAGAAACCCCGGAGGGAGGUCUCUUGCGUCAUCCAGUAAAGAGGAGGAGGGGUAGGAGGAGGAGACGAAAAAGUAGAAACAAAAAAAAUAGACUCUGCUGUGGUGAAAAAAAAUAUAUAUAUUUUGGCGGAUCUCAAGAAUUAUAAUUAUUGUUUCAUGACCGAACUCUGGAUGGUGGUUUUGACGAGAUGAAAAAUGAUCGUUUGGAAAAUAAAUAAGUGCCAAGCGUUGACGUAUUGUCUCGUGUGUGGCUUUGUAAUGUCAACAUUCUGCAGUUGCUGGAGCCAUGUUGACAAAGAACCGUAAGACACCUAAACUGGAGCUAUGUUUACAAAGGCCAGUAUAUACACCUAAACUGGCGCUAUGUUGACAAAGAACAGUGUACACCUAAACUAGCGCUAUGUUGACAAAGAACAUAACACCUAAACGAUUAUGUAUGUCGACGAGCGAAAGAAAAACUGAAAAUUUUAGAAUAAUAAAAUGCGACCAGUGAAUACACUUGAGAGAGAGAGAGAGAGAGAGAGAGAGAGAGAGAGAGAGAGAACAGAGUAAGGGCAAUUUAUAUAAAGGAUAUAACUCGGGCUAAACAUUUUUUCAAUUGAUACACGAGGGUAUAUAACACGAAAAAAAAAAAGUAUUUUGCAUUUUGGAUAAAGCAUCGUUUCACUUUUGACGGAUCCCAACGGUGCGUAGAAGGGCGAUUGUUUUGUGGUGCUUCUGUCAUCGAUAUACUGUGAAAUGUCACAGUACUUCAUGCAUAUACAGUGAGAAUUAUAGGCCGGUGGACAAGGAAGGAAAAAGGUUUGUUUGAAAAAAUAAAAAAAAGUUACUGGCAACUUCUCUAUACUCUUGUGCGCGGAGAGAGAAGGCAUAUUUCGAACCGAAUCCGUCUUUGAUACACUCAGCUCGCAAGGAGAACUUCUUAGAAAGACGCACAGAACUUCCCAAAGAAGGACCUAGUGAACUUCUGAAGGGAAAUAACUCGAGAACUUCUCAAGGGAGAAAGUCAGUGAAGUACGACUUGGAAACCGUUAAAUGAAGGAGAAUGUCGGGAAAGACUGAGGUACAUCAUUCCUGAGCGGAGAGAGAUCGUAGAUGAAAACGGGGAAUGUCUACGAAAAGUGAGGAAAUACUCGAUUUGUUGAUACGAACUGAGUCCUGUAUAGAUACGUGUUAACUCAAAGCUGUAAAAAUGAAGGUUACAAUAUAUAUAAAAGCAUUCAUGACCCGUAAGAAACUACUAUAGUAACUGAUGUAUGGAACUUAUGUGUCCUACGUUAAAACUACUAUACAUGUGAUGGUUAAAAAAAAAAAAAAAAGCUAGGCUACAUGUGAUGUCAAACAUUUCAAUAUUUUUCUUUCAGUCUCCGUUUAAAUUAACUCCUGUAUUCUAAGUAAGAAUUUUGAUGUUGGUUAUCAUCAUUUUAUUCCCGAGAACGUCUUUUGUUUCUCCGUUUGGUUUCGGUGGUUAUAGUAGUACUAGGUGUCUCAAUCCCUGGAUACGUCUAGAAAAAUCUCUUGAGCUAAAUACCAGAUGUUCAAAUGUCACUGAUAUCAACAAAAGCUUAAAGGAGAAGAGGAAUGUAUAAUCUGUAGCGUUGUUUUUAUUUAGUCUUUUAUUCUGAAGUAGAAUAUAUCCACAAUAACGUUAAUUAUUUCAAGGUCACGACACAAAAUCACACACACGCCGUUUUCUGUAGUCGAAAUGAUCUCAUGCUCUAAUCUGGGUACUUUUGAAGUGGCAAAUGCUCUCAGAGAGUAUUUGCUGUGUAUAUGAAUAAAUAAAUAUGUCUAUAUAUAUGAUUAUAUGUAUAUGAAGUAUGUAUAUUUACAGAUAUAUGUAUAGAACAGUAUAUAUAGCUAUGCAUAUACAUAUAUUUAUACAUGUAUAUACAUAUAUCUGUAUAUAUUAUAGUAUAUAUAUAAUUGUAUCAUACAAUUUUAUAUAUAUAUAUAUAUAUAUAUAUAUAUAUAUAUAUAUAUAUAUAUUAUAAUACAUACAUAUAUAUAGCGUAUAUAUAUCCUUCCACCUAGAUCUGGUCAGCAUUUGGACGGGUGACCAGACAGGAAUAUCAAAAGGAGGGAAACCCAAGGCGUAGAAUUCUUUCGGAGCCACCCCUCUUAGGACAAAAGGCUUGUAGUAUACACAGACAAACAUACACAAAUAUAAACACACACUACACGGAAACAGCUAAAGGUUCAGUCAUACAUCCCAUACUAUAUUGUUCACAUUGAAUUUAAUGAAUGAAACUCGUUAAUUUUCUUUUUUAUGAAUGAAACCCAUUACAACUCAUUCAGAAAAACACGUGUUGGUGACGUCACCUUAUUUGUAUCUUAACCAAGAUUGGAGUUGUAUAUAAAUAGGCGCUAUGUCGGAGUAUACAUAAGUAUGUAUGUUUGUAUGUACUGUACAUAGGUUGUAUAUAAUGUGUGUGUAUAUGUGCAGGUAUUAUUAUGUAAUAAUGUACAUGUGUGUAUGUAUACAUAUAUACAUUCAUGUUUAUUUUAGGUUCAUGUAUGUUAUUUAUUAUAUAUACACAUAAAUAUAGCAUAUAUAUAAAUAUAUAUGUAUACAGAAAUAUAUAUGUAUAUAUACAUAAAGUAUAUUUAUAUAAUAUUUAUAUAUUUAUAUGUAUAUAUAUAUAUGUAUAUAAACACAUAUAUAUCUGUAUAUAUGUAUACACAUACAUAUAUAAUUGUAAAAUACAAUAUGUAAUAAACAAGAUAUGUCUCAAGUCUGUAUGUAUUCAAUAAUAAAUUAUUUAUGUAUGCAUUUAUGGGACGAUCAGACACUUAAUGUAUGGCUGGCCUGCAAUCAAACUGUCUGAUCUAUAUGUCUAUAUUUAUAAUAAAAAAAGCAAAAUAAAAGACAUGGGAAUCCUUGCGCUUUUUGAUUAUUACUCUUAUUUAAAA